AACGCCAAGCACAUUGCCUUCGCUCUUUUUACAUCAGGGCAACAGAAAUAUUCAUAAAAAACAAAUAAAAAAUAAAAAUACUAACACGAAAUUUACUUUCGUGCUUUGAUAGAAUUCCAUUAUUCACUUUGAGUGCUAACAAACGCAUAAUGAGUGACAGCAUGGAGAAUGACAGCAAAAGCGAGAACGUCGAAGAUGGGCUGCCCAUAAAGCCGUCGUCGACGUCGACGUCUACGUCAACGUCAAAGGCAGCAACAACAACUGAAACAGAAACAGAAACAGAUUCCGACAGCCCAAACGAAGAAGAUGGCACUAUGGAUAUGAUUCGUCGAUUCUUUUCACAUACUUUUAAUUUGGCAUCGGGCACUGCGGACAACGAAGGCCCAAUUGUGGAUAAGGUAAUUCCGGAACUGACCUUUGAAGGUCUAUCGUCUCACUGGCGCGAACAUGGCUUUAAAAACAUUGUGACAAUGGUGGGUGCUGGCAUCUCCACGUCUGCGGGUAUUCCGGAUUUUCGAUCGCCCGGGUCUGGUCUGUACAACAAUUUGAAAAAGUACAAGCUGCCGCACCCGACAGCAAUCUUUGAUGUCGACUACUUCCAAAAGAAUCCGACCCCUUUCUUCGCACUGGCCAAAGAGUUAUAUCCGGGCUCCUUUGAGCCGACGCCGGCCCAUUACUUUGUCCGACUGCUGCACGAGAAGGGUCUGCUACAACGGCAUUAUACGCAAAACAUCGACACGCUGGAUCGUUUGGCCGGUCUACCCGAGAACAAAAUUAUUGAGGCGCACGGCAGCUUCUAUACGAACCAUUGUCUCAAUUGCAAACAGCAAUACGAUAUGGCCUGGAUGAAGAGUAAAAUAUUUGCAGAUGAGCUGCCGAGCUGCGAACACUGCAAGGGACUUGUGAAGCCGGACAUCGUGUUCUUUGGGGAAAACCUGCCUGGAAAGUUUUACAGCAGUCCCGAGGAGGAUUUCCAGGACUGUGAUUUGCUCAUCAUCAUGGGCACGUCGCUGGAGGUGCAGCCCUUUGCCUCGCUGAUCCAUCGCGCUGGCCCCCGUUGCAUUCGACUCCUGAUAAAUCGCGAUGCCGUUGGACGCUCCAGCUUUGCGCCUUGGAUGGAUUCCAAUGGAAAGUCUUUGCUCUAUGGAAAACCGAAGAAUACGCGGGAUGUGGCUUACCUUGGCGACUGCGAUGCUGGUGUCUUGGCACUGGCCGAGGCACUGGGCUGGGCAGAGGAACUCCAGCAGCUGAUCAGUAACGGGCAACAAAUAAUAGAAGAAAAAACUGACAACAGCGCUGACACGAACGUAGCUGAGCCUCAGGCCAAGGAGGAGGAGGAGACUGUGAAAUGAGGCUAAAUUUAGACUAGUAUUUCCAAUUUAAUUUACAUUAGAAAUUGUGACAAAGGAAAUUUUUUCAUGCGUGCAAUAUGUAUGUAUGUUUGUAUUUAAUUUCAUAAGAAGAGUGUGGUAACUGGAUACGUUUUAAGCAUAUGUAUAUAAUUGUAUAUAUAUGUGUGUAAAUAUGAGUGUUUGAUGAA
This is a messenger RNA of Drosophila hydei, 1540 nucleotides long. RefSeq names its product NAD-dependent protein deacetylase Sirt2-like. The record is from RefSeq and is a predicted model, not a curated record. Bases 150 to 1352 code for a protein of 400 amino acids. The transcript has 4 exons. NCBI's taxonomy places the organism in Eukaryota, Metazoa, Arthropoda, Insecta, Diptera, Drosophilidae. Gene Ontology annotation, molecular function: NAD+ binding.